AUGGCAUCCAUUCAGUGCCGCUGCGGCACUGUGGUCAUCAGACUGGCCAGGGCCUUGCCAAAGUGUGCGUGGGAGUGCUGCUGCGUGGACUGCUACCAAAAGAAUAUGUGGUCCUGUGAGGCAGGUGGUGUGGAGUAUCCCCUUGGAUACGGGGUGCACGGCACCGGCCUUCCAAUGCACCUCGUGUACUUCGACAACAAGCUCGAUGUGCAAAAGGGCAGAGAGAAGAUCGCCUUCAAUCGACUUCGCGAGGAUGCUUGCUCGACCAACAUGAUCGCCUCCUGCUGCAAGGCGCUGCUUUGUGUCGAGCAUCCUGGCUACGUGGGGCAGUCGGUGCUCCUGUUCCCAGACUUCUGCAACAUCUUGGGAGUUCCGCCCCUCCUCCCACCGGCCUGCCGAAUCUUCAUCAAGGACUGGCCUGCAGAUGCCUAUGCCAAGCUGCCCCCGAAGCCGGGUAUCUGGUGGGAAGAUGGCAAAAUGCACGGCAGCGAGGAAGACAGGGCCGUUGCGUCCAAAAGCGUCGAAGGCAUGCUACAGGCCAUGCCCCCCAGAGCCAUCGGUGAGACCUUUCAGCAACUCCUCGAGGCCGUGGGCGGAAAGGUCGAAACUCUCGGCUUGCCCGAAGGCCCCAACAGCAGGACAGACAUGCCAGGACGUGGCAGCACGCUGUCCGGCGAGGCCGUUGAGAAGAUAUCACCCGACAUGCUUGAACUUCGGCCCGCCCUUUGCCAGCCUCAUCUAAGCAGUAAGAAAGCAGUUGACGUCUUCGUGGUGACCUCCACCGCUGUAGACGAGCCGGAACUCAAGACCUUGGUUGGCGAGUACGUAGAGACAGGUGGACGUAAUCACGGCAAACCCGUGUUUUGCCGCCGACCGCCUUCAGAAGAGGAUGAGGAGAUCUAUCUCUAUUUCUGGGACUCGCGCGAUGGCCCAGACUUUGCUGGCUGGUGGCUUGGGCAGUCGGUGGGUGCCUCUCUCGUGUGGAGCCGCUGCGAAGCGGACGAGAUGCUCCCUCCGAGCAGGGGCUGGCGCAUCCCCUGGGAUGGCACCAUCAACGAACACCUUGAGGUGACUCGUCGUGCGGCCCGGACUGCCACCAAAGAAGAGGUGAAGGAGGAAGAGGAGCUGGAGCAAGCCCCGUCCGAGGAGCAGCAGGAGCAACUCCUUGUGGCCAGGGAUCAGGUGGCUUUGGUGGAAGCCGAGGCCACAGAGGUCCUGGAAACUGCUACUGCCAUGCUUGAAGGCGAAGUGCCUGCAGAUGUGGCCAAGACUGUCGUAGAGUCGGUGCAAGCUCAGCUGGAUUCACUGCUGGAGGUGCAUCAGUCCUUGGCUGCAGACAUCGUGGAUGCCAGGCGGCAUUCCCGAGAGAUCCUCCCGGAGCUCUCGAAGCUCACACCUCGCAUGCGCUCUGUGCAGAGUAGCCUGGCGCAGGUCUUGGGCCAAGCCAAAGUCCUCGUCUUGCAGCAGCCGAAGUUGGAGCCCACGAGCCCCGAGGAAGAUGAGCAAGCGAUGCAACUCCGGGUCGACUUGUCGAAAGCUACGAGGGCCCUCGAAAAUGCUGAGGAGAAGCUGCAGUCCCUGCUGACUGCAGAGAAGGCCGGAACGGAGAAUGCUCCGGAGCUAGCAGCGGAGGCCGAUCACGCGAUGAAAUCCGCCAGGUCGCUGACUGCCAGGCAAGUCGCAGCAGCAAGGAAGUUUGCUCCUGGCAUCCGGACGAGUGCUGCGGCCGAGUAUUCCAAGCUGCAGAAGAAGCUUCAGCGCCUUGAGGCUGAGCUCAAGCCGCACCUGGCACCGAAACCUCCUCCCAUCGACCCUGCGGCACUGGCAGAGCUCGCAGGACAGCUGGAGCAGGUAGAGACGGGCAUCCAGGAGGCCAACAGCGCUUUAGAUGGCGGUGACUUUGCUCCCGAAGUGUUGAAGAACUUGGAGAACGACCUCCUUGCCCAGCUCCGCAGUCUUGCAGCGAUCAAGAAGUCGCAGGAUGCCUUGUGCAAGCCGGGCGCCCGCGCACCCAAAGAGGUCGCAGAUCUUCGCUCCCGGACUGUGGCCUGCAAGACAGGCCUGGACGCUGUGGGCACCCGCUUGCGUGACGUGCGGGAGGACGUCCGGUGUCACAAGAUGAUGCGUACAGCCGUCGAGCGAGUGGAGUCUGCAGAGGAGCAACUUGAGGUGGCAUCCAGCAGCCGCGUGACCUUUGAGGCGAGCAUGUUUGCGAUGACUGCAGAAGAAGCAUCGGAAGCUGGAGCAAGGUGCCGCAAGGAGGCUGACAAGUGCAAGACCAAGGUACAGCAAGCUGCCUCAUUCCUGCGUGCUCGCCUUGGUGGCAUGGACCAGGUCCCGGAGAAGAGCCGGGAAGCCACUGGAAAAGAGCUGAAGCAGCUGGUAGUCAGACUCCAACUGGUGCCGGAAAAGUUGGAGACCAUCCUACGGGAACUCGGCCAGAGCGAAGCCUGGAUUCUCCUGCAAGACACCAAUGCUCCGGUCGCUGAAGUGGAGCUCUUGGUUCAGAAAGCAUUGGAUGCUAGCGCUCCGCUCGUCGCGGCCUAUGAGGAUGGUAAAGCUGAGCCAGAGGGCUUGCGAGAGGCCACACAGCAGAUGUUGGAUACGGAGAAGGAGGCAGCUCUCUCCAUGGCUGCUGCGAGGCGCCUGGUCGCCUCCAAGGAGCGCGAUGCAUUGCAGCGCCAGAAGGAGAUCCCCGCCUUCGCCAAGGGCCUGCGGGAGCUGCAGGAAAGACUCCAGCGGGCACAGCAGAAACUGUCCGAGCAGCGCACCCGUGCGCUGCAGGGCGAGAGGCUUUGGCAAGCGCAACUUGUCCUGGAGCAGCUCGUGGAGAGAAUGCAGCCGGUGGAAGCCGAAGUGGAGCAGGUCGAGCUGCUUUGCACACCCUUAGGGGAUGAGGGCAUCCCGAGCGAGGAGCAGCAAGCAGAUGCCGAGGCUGCCAUCAGCGCUGCUGAGCAGUCAGUGCGCGAUGUCGAGGAAGCCUUGACUUUCGCAAGGGGUCAGCAAGGGGGCGCGGCCUCGAACCCGGAGGCGGAGGAAGCGCUGCUACAGCUAGAGGUUCGCAUCCAGAACUGUCGAGGCCGCCUCUUCGAUGUGCGAUGCAACUCGCCGCUGGUGGCCAAGUCGGAGGCGCCUCCGGUCGCGAAGCGCCGCCGCACGUAA
This is a messenger RNA of Symbiodinium sp. CCMP2592, 3162 nucleotides long. The record is from the annotation of a GenBank genome assembly. Lineage: Eukaryota; Dinophyceae; Suessiales; Symbiodiniaceae.